AUGAGGGACGGGAAUGGAAGGCAACUUAAUUUAGUUCAAGGGACUGGAGCCGGGGAGGUUGGGCUCAACAGUGUGCUCGGAGGAGCAGUUUUUGUUACUUGCAUCGUUGUUGGGGCUGUUUCACUUUGUGUUGCGCAACAGGACGUCUGGAUUGAUAACAAGUGUUUUGUAAGGGAUAUUUUGUUUUUCAUCUUUACACUUACGGCCCUUUCAUUGAUCUUGUUUGUUGGAAGUCUGUUUUCCAUGGGAAAUCAAGAGGAUGAGUCCAUGUUUUGCUCAUUGCUUGAGGUUGAAACCGAGAGGAAUGCGCACCCACAUGCCUUGUUGCUGCAGUGGAUAUGGGCUACUAAUGUGGCAAUAUACUCCAACCAAGCGACACUGAUCAAUGACGGAGACAAGAAUUUGUGGGGAUGGAAUGAGGAAGAUACGGAAGCACAUCGGCCAUUGUUUUCAUUUUCGAAGCUAUGUUCUCUCAUGCACUUGCCGUUAACAGUUCCAAGGCUACUCACUAUUCCGUUAGUAGACGAAGAGAACUGGUCUAAGGUAUAUGCUGUUGGCUGUGCCUUAUGUGCACCAAUUCUUCUUGCAUUUCUAUGGAAUACUCAAAAUGAUAUCAGUUUUGAGAGCCGGAUAAUUGCAUAUCUAGUAGGUGUUUCGGUUGGUUGCAUGCUCUGUGUUCUUGCAUACAAGAACACUAGGCCUGAACACCCUUCUAACAAAUUCUUGCUCCCUUGGGUUUUAGGAGGGUUUUUGAUGAGCAAUGUUUGGUUCUACAUGAUAGCUAACGAGCUCGUGGCUCUGCUUGUUGCAUUUGGUUUGAUUAUUGGUGUCAACCCUUCAAUCCUCUGUCUGACGGUGUUGGCUUGGGGAAACUCAAUGGGAGACUUGGUUUCAAAUGUUGCAUUGGCAAUGAAUGGUGGGGAUGGUGUGCAGAUUGCCAUGUCUGGAUGCUAUGCAGGUCCCAUGUUCAACACAGUCAUUGGAUUGGGUGUCUCGAUGCUGCUUAGGGCCUGGUCCGAGAAACCUGGUUCUUUUACAGUCCCCCGAGAUGCAAGCUUGUAUUACACUCUAGCAUUUCUCAUGACAGGACUCACUUGGGCAUUGGUGGUUUUGCCCCGAAAUCAUAUGCGUCCCAGCAAGAUGCUCAGGGCAGGCCUCAUCGCCAUAUAUCUGAUAUUUCUGUGUUUUCGGCUGGGAUCUGCUACUGGUUUCAUUCCUAUGGCUGGGCUUAAUUGAUUUCAUUAGGCAGCUGGUGUGUGGAUACGUCACGGCUAAGGAUGUUCUUGAAUUAGUUGAGGAACAAAUACUAAUGGGUGAAAUCGUUGAGAGGCUUUGGAGGGGCCAAAUGGGUACUACUAUUGGCAAAUCAAGUGCGGCCUUAUUUGAUAGUCACAACCCACCAAGUGGGCUUGAUACCGUUAAACUAAAACCAAAAAGAGAUGCCACCUGGAUUGUGGUUAUUAUAUUGAGCAUCACUUCAGCUGC
Molecule: messenger RNA, 1485 nt
Organism: Andrographis paniculata
Lineage: Eukaryota; Viridiplantae; Streptophyta; Magnoliopsida; Lamiales; Acanthaceae
Product: cation/calcium exchanger 4-like
Exons: 5
Coding region: 1-1236 (411 amino acids)
Biological process (GO): transmembrane transport; monoatomic cation transport
Cellular component (GO): membrane
Molecular function (GO): monoatomic cation transmembrane transporter activity
Source: RefSeq, a predicted model, not a curated record